This is a messenger RNA of Calliphora vicina (urban bluebottle blowfly), 620 nucleotides long. RefSeq lists its product as uncharacterized. The record is from RefSeq and is a predicted model, not a curated record. Bases 75 to 527 code for a protein of 150 amino acids. The transcript is spliced from 4 exons. NCBI's taxonomy places the organism in Eukaryota, Metazoa, Arthropoda, Insecta, Diptera, Calliphoridae.
UCUUACACAUAGCAACACGUAACAUAAAUUAUAAUAAUUGAAAUUAUUAAACAAAAUAAACAUUUUGAUUUAAAAUGUCCAAGAAAUUUGUUAUUGUCCUUUUAAUAAUGCUAUUAAUAGCUCUGUUCCAAAUGGUGCAAUGUCAAGAUACAUAUCCUGCUAAACAAGUAAUAAAAAAGUGUCAAUUUACUGAUGGCAAUAAAAAUUGUGUCUUUAAACCAGAGUCUAAACAUAUAAAAACCAUUAAAGAAUAUCCAAAGAGGAAUGAAUUAGCUCGUACCAAAUAUCUUAGAGGCGCAGUUAAAAACUGUAAGUUUAUUGAUCACAAUAAAAAAUGUAUCUCCACAGAAGUACGUCCAUUUAGCAUAUUUAAUACAAAAUAUCCAAAGAUGAAAAGUGUUAGACACGUAGGUGACAACUGUGAGUUUACUGAUCACAAUAACAAAUGUAUUCCCACAAUACUAAAUACAUCAUACGGAUUUAAUAAUAAAGAGCUUAAACCAUAUCCAAAGCAUAUUAAACUGUAGCUACCUGCUGGAUUGAAAAUUUUUUUGGCAAAUGGUUCUCAUGAGAAACUUACAAAAAUUAUUUAAUAAUACAAACGUUUUAAAUAAAAUUCA